Leptopilina boulardi is the source of this 5983-nucleotide messenger RNA. It is a transcript of the gene MCU, whose product is annotated as calcium uniporter protein, mitochondrial. Lineage: Eukaryota; Metazoa; Arthropoda; Insecta; Hymenoptera; Figitidae. Gene Ontology annotation, cellular component: uniplex complex; mitochondrial inner membrane. The transcript is spliced from 8 exons. Gene Ontology annotation, molecular function: uniporter activity; calcium channel activity. Bases 419 to 1798 code for a protein of 459 amino acids. The record is from RefSeq and is a predicted model, not a curated record. Gene Ontology annotation, biological process: mitochondrial calcium ion homeostasis; calcium import into the mitochondrion.
UAUUAUAUUCAGUUCCGUUGGAAAUAUUGUCGAUACGCGCAUGAUUCACUCCAACAAAUGUGUAUACACAAUCAAGUACCAAAGUUUUUUUUUUUUUUUUCUUUUUUGGGAGUUGGGUGGUAUAUCGUCUCUCUCCCGCUGGCAUAUCCGACGAAAUGUGUCGUCUGCCCUCGCGGGCGGCAGUCGCUCGAAAGCGGCCGAUCGUCCCUCGUGGUUCUACGCCGGAGGUAUAGUUUUCAUAAACAGGUGUUAAAAUUCCCUCACGUUUACCGGCAAAAGAAAAAAAACACAUUACCUCGUCACUAUAUAUAAAAUAGAAAUAUAUUUAUUAACAGAAAAAAAAAAAUAGUGUUGUGACAUAGAAAAAAAGAGAGAUAAAAUAAGGAGAGUGUGUGUGUGAGAGAGACAGAAAGAAAAUAUGGCCGCUGCCGGUGCAUCCUGUCGUGCAAUUUUAAUCCUCAGAUUCGAAAUGACGCGAGUGUUUAGUGCCAAUCCAAAUUUAAUUGUCAUCAGAAAAUAUGGAAACGAAACAUGGUGUCGAAGAUGGCGAAAUAUUUCAAGACGAAGUCAUUCAUCAACAACAACAUUUACUCCAAUUCUCAGUCCUGUGAUGGGAAAAGAAAUGUUAUGGGAAUCAGUUAUUAUGAGAGGCAUGACGACGAUGGAUCACAAAGAUUCCAAAGAUUUUGGAAAAGAAUCAAAAGACGAAUUUAAAUCAACGAAGGAAUCCAAAACGAAGAGUAAAGAAAAUACAAAUAAUACUGAGACUUCCGAGGGACGAAAAAAGAAAAAAGAAACCAAGGAACCAAAGCGUUCAAAGAAAAAAGCAAAAAUUGAGCCCGAGGUUCUAGUCGAAUAUCAUAGAGGUCUUCCAAGAAUUAAAGUACCAUUACCGUCAAGAAGAGAAAGUUGUCUAUUCACCCUUAAACCAAUUACACAUACUGUUGGCGAUUUUCUCGAAAUGUUAAAAUGCGAGGAUCGAGGAAUUGAUAGAGCAACAAUUACCACCCUUGACGGUACAAGAAUAGGUUUGAGUAAUACAAUCGAGACUCUAUUAGAGGAGGAUUUUACAUUAAUUAUUAAUGACAAUGUUUACACAGUCACACCACCAAUUAAUCAAUUUAAACCAAUGGAGAAAAUACAACAAUUAUCUGAUAUUCAGACAAUGAUAACAAUGUAUGAUGCACUUAAUGUUAGAGAGCAUCAAGCGGACUUGGAAAAAAUAGUUUUAGAACAAUUGGAAAUUGUUAAUUUAGAAUUGGACCCUUUAGAACAGCAAAAAUUAGAAAUUGAAAUGGCUGCGGCGAAAAGGGCAAAUUUAUCAGCCUGGGCCGGUUUAAUAUUAAUGUCGAUGCAAUUUGGAAUUUUGGCACGACUAACAUGGUGGGAAUACUCAUGGGAUAUUAUGGAGCCUGUUACAUAUUUUGUCACGUACGGAACUGCGAUAGUUUGGUACGUUUAUUUUCUCCUAACAAGACAAGAAUACAUGUUACCGGUAGCGUUACAUCGUCAACUGCUCAUUGGAUUUCACAAGAAGGCGAAAAAAGUUGGUUUCGAUUUAGUGCGCUACAAUCAACUUAAAGACGAGGCCUACGAGCUGGAGACAACAUUAAAAAUAAUUCGCGGCCCCCUUUGGGAUAGAAAGCACUUAAUUGAAAAACACAUUGAAAGACGUUCAAGCUCAAGUUCGAGUUCUAGCUCGAGAUCACGAUCGCGAAGCAGCGAUUCACAUAGUCCAAGUCCUAGUCCAAAAAAAGAAACAAAAGAAAAAGAUUCCGUUCCCUCGAAUCAUAGAUAAGUUUACAUGUUUUAACCAAAAAAAAAAAUUAAAAAUUUUGAAAAAAAUGCUUCCUUUGUACUUAUUACGAUAAUGGAAUUUACAAUCCUUAAUAUGUUCAAAAAUUUAUAUAUUUUCUUCUAUUUAAAAUUUAUUUAUUUAUUUUAUUAAAUUAUUUGGUUUUGAUUUUUUUUUUUUUGCUUUUUUUUGCUUUUAGAUUCAAUUUUUUUAAACUUUUCAAAAAUUUAAAUUUUCAAUUAACCAAAAUUAAAAAAAGGAAACCAAAAUUAAAAAAAGGAAACCAAAAUUAAAAAAAGGAAACCAAAUAUUUUUUUUUUUUUUUAAAUGUAAAUUUCUCAAUUUUUGGUCAAAAAUCAAAGAUGGAUUGUAAAUUCUUGAAUUAAUUAAUUAAUUUUUUUUCUUUUUUUUUUUUUGAAAAAUAGUUUUGAGGGGACGGAAAAAAAUGAUCGACGCAAAUGAUUGACAAAAAAAAUGGUAAAAAGUUUUUUAAAAAAAAAUUGAUCGACAGUGAUAAUCGAUCGAUAAUAGUAAUAAUAACAAUAAUAAUAAUCGAUCGCCUUGCAGGAAAUUAAUUUUUAAAUUUCUUUUUGGCAUCGAAAAGUAAUUAAAAAAAAUUUUUUUUUGUAAAAAAUUUAGAAGAAAAAAAAAAUUUUUCAAAUUAUAAUAAUUAAUUUUCAUAACUUAUAUAAAUUAACUAUGAUGCUGUUAAUUUUUUUUACUCUUUUAUAAGAAAAAGAAUUUUUGUCUCUUUUUCUAUUUUUCUCUGUUUGUUAAUAUUAAUGUUUUUUUUUUUUUUUUUUUUGUUUUGUUUCAUAAUGACUAAGUAUAUAUAUAUAUAUAUAUGUAUAAAAAAAAGAACAAAAAAAAUCUGUAUAGGUACGCGGAACAAAAAUAUAAGAGAUAAAAAAAAAGAAAUUUUUCUUUAUAGAAAAUAUAUUUAAUAAAAUUUAGAAGCCUAAAAAAUAUUGCAAAAAAAAAAAAAAACAUUUUAAAAACAAAAUCUUUGCAAACUCUAAUAAAUAAUACACGCUUUUCACAAAUUCCAAAAAAAAAAUUUCUCUAUCCGUCCGAAAAAAGGCAAAAAAAAAAAAAAUAUAAAUGAAUACGCAUUUUCUCACCUAUAAUAAUUGUAGCGAAAAGAAUUUUUCAUGUAAAUAUUUUUCAACGAUUCUAGUGAUGGAAUAUUCAAAAACAAUCGAAAAUCGAUAUCUCGAUUUUUAAAUAAUUAUAACAUCGUUUGAACAUUGAUAUUUUCAACUGACGAUUUAUUCACUUUUUUCAAUUUACAAAACAUUUCAAUUUUUUUGAAAAUUUUUAAAAAUCGAUAAAUAUAUCGAUAAUUUCGAUUAAUUCGAUAUAUCGAUUAUUUCGAUAUAUCGAUUACUUCGAUCAACGAUUGGUUAUUUCGAUUAUCAAUUAUUUAGCGUAUCGACUAUUUCGAUUAUCGAUUACUUCGAGUAUCGAUUAUUUCGAUAUAUUAGUUAUUUCGAUUAAUUAUCGAUUAUUUCGAUAUAUUGGUCAUUUCAAUUAUCAAUAUAUAAAUUACUUCGACCAUUUAUUAUUUCGAUUAUCGAUAUAUAAAUUACUUCGACCAUCGACUAUUUCGAUACAUUGUUUAUUUCGAUUAUCGAUUACUUUUAGCAUCGAUUAUUUCGAUUAUCAAUAUAUCAAUUAUUUCGAUAUAUUGGUUAUUUUGAUUAUCGAUUACUUCCAUCAUCGAUUAUUUUAAUUAUCGAUAUAUAAAUUACUUCGAUAUUCGAUUAUUUCGAUAUAUUAGUUAUUUCGAUUAUUGAAUAUUUAACUUAUUGACUAUUUUGACUAUCGAUUAUUUAGCGUAUCGACUAUUUCGAUUAUCGAUUAAUUAAUUCGAUAUAUCGAUUAUUUCAAUAUAUCGAUUAUUUCGAUAUAUCAAUAUUUCGAUAUAUCAAUAUUUCGUGUAUCGAUUAUUUCAAUAUAUCGAUAUUUCUAUUACUUUGUGUAUCGAGUAUUUUGAUUAUUAUCGAUAUAUCGAUUCAGAAUUUGUAAAAUAUUGAAAAUAAUGAAAAUAUUGUAUUAAUUAUAAAAUUAUUAAGAAUAUCAAUUUUAUUAUUUAUUGUAAAAUAUCGAUAUGUACAUAUAUCGAUUUUAUUAAUAUCUAAAUUAAAUGAUUUUAACGAUAAAAUAUUCCGUCACUAGAUGAAACUAAUUAUUUAUCACUAUAAAAUCAAAUUCGUAGAAUAUUGUAAAAAAAAAAUCAUAUCGACAAUUUUGAAACUUUCUUUUUUUUAAAUAAAUAUAAAAACUCGCCUCUCAAUCUAGUUAACUAUAUUUAAAUAUUAUAUCUCUUUAAAAAGAAUGGCUUUUAAAAAACUUUUUGAGAUUUAGACUUUUUUCACAUUACAAAAAAAAAAAUUAAUAAAUACACUCAAAUAUUAUAAUGAGCUAGAUUUAUUGAGAAAAUAAAUAUUAUAAACAAAAAUUUAGAGAAAAAAAAAUAAAACCACUUUGCACUUAUAGAAAUAAAUAUUUCAAUUCAAAAAGAAGAAAAAAAAUUGUUUCUACACUUUAAGACAAAAAAAAAAAAAAAAAAAAAAAAAAAAUUUCGCUUGGCUUUAAAAAUAAUAAUAAAAAAAAAUUCUAUAGGAAUCUCAUCAUUUAACACUCUUUCUUCUAUCUCACACUCUUUAUCUCUUUAACUUUCAAUUUCUUUGUUUCUAUUGUCUUCCUGUAUAUUAAACAAGAAAAAAAAGUUAAAUAAAUAAAUAAAUCUUUCAUCGGAAAACAACAAAAAAAAAAAAAAAAAAUCUGUUUAACAAGGAAUAUUCCAUUGACAUUACUAUGGAUUAUUUCAAAAUAUUUCAGUAAAUAUUUUCAAUUUUAUAGUGUUAAUAUUACAGAAAAAAAAUAUAUUUCCAAAUUUUUCUGCAUUAAUAUUCCCAGAAAUAUUUCAAAAAUAUGUCUUAAGAAUAAUUUCGAAUAUUCCUUGUAAUUAUUUCAAGAAUAUUUCAAACAAAUAUUCCAAAUAUUUUAGGGAAUAUUUCCAAAUAGAAAUAUUCCAAAAAUAUGUGUCUAAGAACAAUUUCGAAUAUUCCAGGAAUAUUUUAAUUAAAUAUUCCUAAAAUUAUUCGGAAAUAUUUCAUUUAAAAUAUUUCUGAAUAUUCGAGUAAUAUUUUAUAAAUAUUCCGGGAAUAUUUCCAUUAAAUAUUCCUCAAUUAUUCCGGGAAUAUUUCAUCUAAAUAUGCCAAAAAUAUUCCAAUAAUAUUUUGGAAAUAUUUCUUUAAAAUAUUCCGGGAAUAUUUCAUCCAAAUAUUCCUAAAAUAUUCCAGUAAUAUUUUGGAAAUAUUGCAAUAAUAUUUUGGAAAUAUUUAUUUAAAAUAUUCCGGGAAUAUUUCAUUUAAAUAUUCUUAAAAAUAUUCCAGUAAUAUUUUGGAAAUUUUUCAUCCAAAUAUUCCUAAAAUAUUCCAGUAAUAUUUUGGAAAUAAUUCUUUAAAAUAUUCCGGGAAUAUUUCAUCCAAAUAUUCCUUAAAUAUUCCAGUAAUAUUUUGGGAAUAUUCCAGUAAUAAUAUGGAAAUAUUCCAGUAAUAUUUUGUAAAUAUUUAAUUAAAAUAUUCCGGGAAUAUUUCAUCCAAAUAUUCAUAAAAUAUUCCAGUAAUAUUUUGGAAAUAUUCUAGUAAUAUUUUGGAAAUAUCCCAGUAAUAUUAUGGAAAUAUUCCAGUAAUAUUAUGGAAAUAUUCCAAUAAUAUUUUGGAAAUAUUUCUUUAAAAUAUUCCGGGAUUAUUUCAUCCAAAUAUUCCUAAAAUAUUGCAGUAAUAUUUUGGAAAUAUUUCUUUAAAAUAUUCCGGGAAUAUUGCAUCCAAAUAUUCCAAAAUUAUAUCUAUUCGAAUAUUCCAUAUAUUCUAAUUGAAAAAAAAUAUUUUUGAAAUAUUCCCUAAAUAUUCCUUGUACAUGAAUGGAAUAUUUCAUGUUUUAUUUGUGGUAAUAAAGUCGAAUUUUUGUUGGUGAUGAAAAAGAAGAAGAAGAAGAAAAAAAUAAAUAAUUAAAAUGUGACUAGUGCCAAUUAUUGUAUAAUUAUUAUUUUGUUAUUGGAAUGAAAAAAAAGAAAAUUACAAUUUGCCAUCCAACAUUAAAAUUCGCAAAAAAAAAUGUAUGAGACAAAGCGUGAUAACAUUAAAAAAAAAAAAAAUAAAAUAAAAAAAAAAAAAAAAA